AAUGUUUUUAAAUGGGCAAUCUUUUGAAUAAUUGAUAUAAAGGAUGCUGAAUUUCGAAGAUAAACUAAAAUCUAAACCUGAUAUAGUGUUAUCUAAAUACUUUAAGAUAUAGAAGAUUAAUGAUAAAUCUAAAUGUUCAAUUUGUGGAAAGACUAAUUCUAAAUCAAUCAUUACUCCUUGCAAUCAUAUAUUUCAUCCUAAAUGUAUAGUUGAGAAGAUUAAAAACAAGUAAUUGAAAUGCUAAGAUUGUGAUAAAACUUAUGGAAAUCCUGCCUAACCACCUGGCACAUUUAUUUAAAAACUAAUAGACUAAUCUUGUUAAGGGUAUGAUAAGAUUUAGACAAUAGAAAUUGUUUAUGACAUACCCAAUGGAUUGUAAAAUGGAAUUCAUUAUCGAGGUACUAAAUAAAUUUGUUAUAUACCAAAUACUAAAGAAGGACAAGAAUUGGCUGAUUUAUUAAAAAAAGCAUUUGACAAAGGCUUAGUUUUUACUAUCGCAAGAUCAUUGAAGGAUGGUCAUAAAUAUCAAGUCUAAUUUAAUGAUUUACAUCAUAAAACUAGUUUAAAUGGAGGCAAAUACGGAUAUCCUGAUGCUACUUAUAUUGAUAGAAUGAUAUCAGAAUUAAAACAGAGAUUAAACUGA
Messenger RNA from Paramecium sonneborni, 643 nucleotides. NCBI's taxonomy places the organism in Eukaryota, Ciliophora, Oligohymenophorea, Peniculida, Parameciidae. The record is from the annotation of a GenBank genome assembly.